UCCUUGCCCAGCCCUGUCCUUCCCCCAGGUUCUUCCUAUCUCCUUGGCCACACUGCCUUCCUCCUUAACAACUUGCCUCUCCCCUUGCCCACCAUCGCCGCCCCGUCCCUCGGCCCCCACUCCUCUAGCCCCAUCCUUUGCUGCCUGCCCCCUCCCUUCCUUCCGACCCGCCUCCUGUGUCUCCCAGCCCCGCUCUGACGUGGGAGGUGAGGGGGGGUGGGGGGAUGGAUGACUCACAGUGUUAUGAUGCAGUUCCACAACACACAGCCACAUUCACCCACAGACCGAGGUACAGAACGAGAGACAACCUCUGCCCCCCCCAGCAGCUGGCCAGCUUUGCAGCCCCAGUCUUGAGUCCCCAACUACCCUCCCCCCACCCACCCCCAUCCCCUUCCCAAUUGAAGGAGCGGAAAGAGAAGAGAGAAGAGUGAGCAGAGAGAUUGAGAGAUUGAGAGAGAGAGAGAGAUAGACGGAGAUCUCUGGAGCAGACCUCAAGCACCUUCAGCCACUCGGAAGCUGGCGCGUGGGCAGAAGGCAAUCUUCCUCUAUUCCUAAUCAGAACCCAGCAAUUACUUCAUCUUCAGUCACCCACAGUCACUGCUGUUUGUCCCUGCCCCUGGGAGAAGGUAGAAACAUUUUCUGCCUUGUGCCCCAAAGCACAGCUGUUAAAAAUAAGAGUCCCCCUUCUGGUGUUCAUUGUGGCCGUUGCUCUCACCCUACCACACAGCCCUGCCCAGCCCAGGAAUCACGCUCAUCUGACACGCUACCCAUUUCCCAUUGGCUCCAGCUGUCAGAUUGCCUGGAGAAAAUGUUAUUUUCUGCCUAAGUCUUUAACCAAGGGCUAAAGCAACAGUUAGUAAAGAAUAGGAAAGAGAAAGACCAAGGGGCCCAGAGGCUGGGAAGACAGGCAGGUGCUUAUUCUGGGCCAGAAUGAGUGAACCAAGGUGCGGGAAUGGGCGGCCACAUGUGAGGGCUUUGGUACUGCUGGAAACAACUAUAAAGUUCUAGUGAAGAGUCCCAGAGCGCAGGACCCUGACCUCAGGAGAGAACUGAAUCAGGGUUUGUAUACCUGCCUGCAUGCUCCCCCUCCCCUCACCUUACACCUCCCCCGCCAAAAUGUAUAAAGGAUCAAUUGUAUUGCAAACAAAGGCCAUGUAAAAGAAAGACCUUCAGGCAUCCCCAACUCUUAAAAGACUCUGAUCCCCUGAGACACAGUGCCCACCAAUGCCUGUGCGCUGCAGAGCCUCACGAAGAAUUGAAAACCAAGGAGAGGGCACUUGCAGAUGACGUUGCUCCCAUGGCAGCGUCUGUGCCCGUGGGCUUCUCUCUGUGGAAAAUGGUGGAGGCUGCUUCUGUCCCAGGAGGGAGAAACACCGACUCCCUGGCUUUGGCGCCAGAAGCCUGGAUCGGCUGCCAGGUGACUUCUGUUUCUAUCUGAUUCUCGUCUGGGGGGGCCCUCGCCGGGCAGCCCCCCAACACUCCUCCUGCCCUGAAACACGGCUCUAGCCAACCUGCUCCGCUGCUUCACCUGCGACCGUCUCUGCGGGGGCUGCACGGCGCCAGCCCCUCCAGCCCGCCAGGGCAUUGUCCUCCAGCCCGUCAUGCCCAGCUGUGACCCCGGUCCAGGCCCUGCCUGCCUCCCCACCAAGACUUUCCGCAGCUACCUGCCCCGCUGCCACCGCACUUACAGCUGUGUCCACUGCCGUGCACACCUGGCCAAACACGAUGAGCUUAUUUCCAAGUCCUUCCAAGGGAGCCAUGGCCGAGCCUACCUGUUUAACUCCGUGGUCAACGUGGGUUGCGGGCCAGCUGAACAGCGCCUCUUGCUCACGGGGCUCCACUCCGUAGCUGACAUUUUCUGUGAGAGCUGCAAAACCACACUGGGCUGGAAAUAUGAACAAGCUUUUGAGACGAGCCAGAAGUACAAGGAAGGGAAAUACAUCAUUGAAAUGUCACACAUGGUGAAGGACAACGGCUGGGACUGAGGGGCUCAGGCAGGCUGUGCCCUUCCUCCGCAUGCCCCUCCCUCCCCACGGCCCUGCCAAGCAGUCUAUACCAGCAUGAGUACUGCCCCACCCCUGGGGGAAACCUGGCUCCAACCAACCCCUCCCCUACCUCCACCAUAUCCACUACCAGGCACCCUUUGGAACAGGGGUCUGGGGGUACCCCAGGGGUGUUAAGGCUCAGGAGUGGGCAGCAGUCAGGGAGAGACAGAACUGGGGGAAAGGGAUGGUUGUGGGUCCUUCUGCUCUCAAGUUCCUGAAAGUUGAGGCGAUGGCAGGGCAUAGACUCAGGCAGAGAGGAUUGUGGGAGGAAUCUGUUUUUGCUCCGCCUCUUUUUGAGUGAACAGAGGACAAACCUUGGGUCACGGGGCUAGUAGAUGGUGGACCACAGAAUAGCAAAUGAGAAAAGGCUUGGGUUGGAGUGAAAUUCUGGUCUCAGGCAGCAGAACAGACCAGAGUCUCUGAGGAUGAAGUUUCCCACCCCUAUUUGUAGGGAAAAGGACUCACGUGCAGGGAAAACUCAAAUCCCAGGCCCUGGGAAAUAGUAAAAGAAUCAAAGGGGUUUCCAUUUCACUCCACUUGUUAGUUUAUCUUGGCACUGAAGAGGCACUUUCGAAUAUCUAACUUUUGCCGUUGGGUGGGGUAGGGACAGCUGCACGCGGAACAGCCCCCACCCCCAGUCGGCUGCUUCCAGAACAAGCAGUCUUUAUGGGCUUUCUCUGAGGCCCAGUCACUGCUCCUGGGACCCAGUCCCCUGGAGGGGAGGUGGAAAAUCAGUGCUACGGGUCGUCUUUCCCGUGGCUGCCACCAGCGAAUGAAACUUUUGUAUGAUACAUAAAGUGCUUGGGUCUAUUUUUAAUAAAAAGGGAAAAAGCAACUUGA
Messenger RNA from Piliocolobus tephrosceles (Ugandan red Colobus), 2885 nucleotides. It is a transcript of the gene YPEL4, whose product is annotated as yippee like 4. The transcript is spliced from 6 exons. NCBI's taxonomy places the organism in Eukaryota, Metazoa, Chordata, Mammalia, Primates, Cercopithecidae. Bases 1602 to 1985 code for a protein of 127 amino acids. The record is from RefSeq and is a predicted model, not a curated record.